Molecule: messenger RNA, 2564 nt
Organism: Oncorhynchus gorbuscha (pink salmon)
Lineage: Eukaryota; Metazoa; Chordata; Actinopteri; Salmoniformes; Salmonidae
Gene: psd2
Product: pleckstrin and Sec7 domain containing 2
Exons: 13
Coding region: 273-2072 (599 amino acids)
Biological process (GO): regulation of ARF protein signal transduction
Molecular function (GO): protein binding; phospholipid binding; guanyl-nucleotide exchange factor activity
Source: RefSeq, a predicted model, not a curated record
AGGAAGAGGAAGAUGAGGAAGAGGGGGAGGGCGAGAGGGAGAAGAACACGGUGGACAACAAGGACGGCUUCAGCUCGACGUUUGAGCGUAUCGUUGAGUCUGCACUUCUCCGUGGGGGGACGUGCUACAGUAGUCUAGACUCUCUGGAUGUCCUGUCACUCACAGACGAGACAGACAGCUGCGUCAGCUUCGAGGCGCCACUCACCCCCCUUAUUCAGCAGAGGUCCUUCCUUCAGAGCCCUGAGCCACUGGAGCUAGAACUAGCCACCGUCAUGGAGCAGGAGGGGAGUGAGGCUGGAACCGAGGCCCAGCAAGGAGAGCCUGAGGCUGGGGAAAGUGCUGCAGGGCCUGGGCCUGGACCUGGAGGAAGCCCACUAAGGACCACCAUCACCGGGACGAGGUCAGAGUUUGUACUGAGCCAGCCUGGCCGGUGGGACAUCCCUAAUGGUUUUCAUACAGACACCCAGGGAGGAGUGGAGGGCUCUGGAGCCAUACCCAACUCAAUGAGUGAUGCCAACCUCCUCACGGACGUGCUGUCGGACUCAGAGUCGGAGCUGGGUGGCCUGGAGCAGCUGGAGAGAAGCAGCACGGAAACCCUGGCCAACGGUUGCCGUGCCGACUGCGACGCCGCCAAACGCCUGGCCAAGCGUCUGUUCUACCUGGAGGGCUUCAGACGCUGCGACGUGGCACGCCACCUGGGCAAGAAUAACGACUUCAGCCAGCUGGUGGCGUCAGAGUACCUCAGCUUCUUUGACUUCUCUGCCCUGUCAUUGGACAAGGCCCUGAGGAACUUCCUGAAAGCCUUUCCUCUGAUGGGUGAGACCCAGGAGAGAGAGAGAAUCCUGGUCCACUUCUCUAAGAGGUUCUGUGUCUGCAACCCCACAGCCCUCGCCCCCGAUGGCAAGGACAGAUCCAAACGGGAUGAUGAUGAUGAAGAAGAAGAUGAUGACGGAGCCCAUACAUUAACCUGCGCCUUAAUGCUGCUCAACACUGAUCUACAUGGACACAACAUUGGGAAGAAGAUGUCUUGCCAGCAGUUCAUCGGUAAUCUGGAUGGCCUAAACGAUGGCAAGGACUUCCCUAAAGACCUGUUAAAGGUGCUGUAUAAUUCAAUAAAGAACGAGAAACUUGAAUGGGCAAUUGAGGAAGAGGAGUUCAGGAAGAGUCUAUCGGAGCUGGUGGAGGAGCAGUAUGAGGGAGGGGGGAAGAGGGGGGUUGCCAGGGUAACGGAUGGCAAUAACCCUUUCAUCGCCAUCCCCAUCCUACCCAACGCUGUCACCUAUAAACAUGGUGUCCUGUCCCGCAAGAGCCACGCAGACAUGGACGGCAAACGCACCCCACGAGGACGACGAGGCUGGAAGAAGUUCUAUGCGGUUCUAAAGGGGAUGAUCCUUUAUCUACAGAAGGAUGAGUAUAAGGCUGAUGCAGAGCUGUGUGAGGGGGACCUGAAAAACGCUGUGCGUAUCCACCAUGCGUUAGCCACCCGCGCUACAGACUACAGCAAGAGACCCAACGUCCUCAAACUAAAGACCUCUGACUGGAGAGUGUUCCUGCUGCAGGCACCGAGUGAAGAGGAGAUGAUGUCGUGGAUAUUCCGUAUUAACCUGGUAGCAGCUCUGUUCUCCGCCCCGGCCUUCCCUGCUGCCAUUGGCUCCAUGAAGACGUUCUGUAGACCUCUACUGCCCUCCUCCUCUACCCGGCUAAACCAGGAGGAUCAGCUGCAGUCCCACGAGGGGAAGCUGAAGCAGAUGAGUGUGGAGGUGGAAGAGCACAGGAAGAACCCUCCCUCGCCUUCUCCCAAGAGCAGAGAGUGGGAGGAGUACCGAAUCAAAGAGCACUACCUCAUAUAUGAGAAGAGUCGGUACGAGACGUAUAUCAACCUUCUCCAGGCCAAGAUGAGGGCAGAGACAGACGACUUGGAGAAGAUAGAGGCUAGCGUGAUGAGCGGGAUUGGGGAGGGCCGAGGGGGGCACGAGGGAUACCUCCGGAAGACCCAGUCCUCUCCUUCCAUCAGCCAGCACGAUGUCAAUAGCAGGGCCUCUGGACGCACUGGCCCGGUCCAGCAGAGUUGAGAGGAGAACCCCUUAAAAAAUAUAAUGCACCCCGUAACUCUGUCCUCUGAGCCAGAGGGCUCUCCCCUCCAAACGCCUGAGAACUGGACCCCCAAAUCCUCCCUCCUUCCUAUUUCAUUGCACAGUAAAGCGGUAAUAAUUGUUCCAGCUAUACAGUAUUAAUGGUGUUAUUUAACCAACAGCUAAUUGUCUCUGGCAGUGCUUAUAAGAACACUUAUAAUGGAGAACAUGAAGAUGUGGAAAAAAGAACGAAAGAGGAGAGGACUUACCGGCAUAAAGGAAGUGUGGAGUGGAGUUUUUUUGUUUGAGGAGGUGGAUGGUGGAUUUCAGGGUGGAGGGGUACAGUAGCAUAGUAGUAGGGCGACAAGUAGCCUAGCAGUUAAGAGAUUUGGGCCAGUAACCAUCGCUGUUUUGAAUCCCGAGCAGACUAGGUGAAAAAUCUGUUAAUGUGCCCUAGAGCAAGGCACUUAACCCACAAUUGCUCCUGUAAGU